Molecule: messenger RNA, 1211 nt
Organism: Linum tenue
Lineage: Eukaryota; Viridiplantae; Streptophyta; Magnoliopsida; Malpighiales; Linaceae
Source: the annotation of a GenBank genome assembly
CUUCCUUUCUUCCAACGUUUUGAUGUUUAAAGUCAAUAUGAGUAUCGAGAAUGGAGAAGAGUAGGUCAGGAAUGUCAUGAAAGAGAUGUGGUUUGAGAAUUUCUCACCCUUUCUUGCGUUUGAUUUUUAGGUUUCAUCCUCACGUUGGUGACGACACCUAUGGUGAAGGAGAACAUGGCUGAAGGAUUCUCGAAGAUAGCGUGCCACCACGUUGUUUCUAAAUCAGGAGUUGUUCCAUGUACCUCCCGUUCUUGUCCUCACUAUCAUGCCUCUACUUCAAAUUUUGUAUGAAUGGGUGUCAUACACAAAGUUCAAACAAGGAGAGAAGGAAAUGGCCAUAUGGUGGCUACAUUAAGGAAAGUCACAAAAUUGCAGCCAAAACUGGUGACAAUCAGAGAAGCACUUAAGAAUGCAUAGAAGUUGGAAGGAUCGAGAACUCGAUUCAAUGUGAAAGGAACGAGAUGAUAAGCCUAGCUUGGUAGAAGAUAAAGUCCAGCCUAUCCUAAAACUCACCAUGUCAUUGCAAGAGCUAGAGGAAGCAAACAAGGCACACGAGCAAGUGUACUUGGAAGUUCGAACUGGAAGCUAAGACUACAACUAAAGCAUUCAGUUUCGGAAAUAGAGUGGAAAAAUUUGAAAUUCUUCUUCAAGAUUCAAGUAAUGCACUGAAAGGUCCGACAACAACAUUGAAAUACAAACAACAGAGUUGGAGCAACAAAAAUCCAGCUUCCUAAAGUCUCUCAACUUGUAGUUUCAUCCAUUGCAUAGCUUGGAGGUAUUUCAGCCUGCUGUCAUGGAUGAUGCUACUUCCAUCCCUACCAUGUCGCAGGUUUUUCACUCGAUUAACUAGAAGCUGCAAGUGCAAUGCUUUUCUCAUGGAAAUUGAGAUUUCUUUUCUCACUUAUGAAGUUGCAAGCAUCGGUAAGUACAGUUUUACUUCACUAAAGGAGAAUAACAUUCACUGCAAUUCAUGAUGGUGAUUUUUGUACGUGCAUUUGUGCCUUGCUUCUAGAUUUGAGUUUUGUUAGUGCCACCUCGGUUCUAGAAUGUCUGUGAAUACAGCAUACCGUGAAUUUCAGGAUAGUAGUCUGUGAUAUACCUCAUAUGUGGUUUUCAGGAUAUGCAACUUCCGAACCUUCAUUAAACUGAAAUAGUUUUUUUUUUUGUAUUAUUAUUAUUAUUAUUAUUAUUAUUAUUAUUUUCUUUCAGAA